This is a messenger RNA of Zeugodacus cucurbitae (melon fly), 2135 nucleotides long. Its product is annotated as receptor-type tyrosine-protein phosphatase kappa. Lineage: Eukaryota; Metazoa; Arthropoda; Insecta; Diptera; Tephritidae. Bases 15 to 2042 code for a protein of 675 amino acids. The record is from RefSeq and is a predicted model, not a curated record. Gene Ontology annotation, molecular function: protein tyrosine phosphatase activity. Gene Ontology annotation, biological process: protein dephosphorylation. The transcript has a single exon.
UUCGAAAAGUCAUUAUGCCAAACUCAAAAGAUAAAUCGCAUACCUCGAAGGGGAACUCGCAAAAAUAUAGAUCUAAAUCAUCAAAUUAUGCGGAGGUGGAGGCAUAUAAAUCUAAUUUCGUAUCAAUACCAAAUACCAUAAAGCUUAGUAUGCUUAAUAGUGGACUUCUUUCCUUUGAAAAAAUAAGGUUAGAGGCAAGGGAUGAGAAGAACUCGUUGUCAAAAACUAUACCGCAUUUUCCAAUAAAUAAAACACAUUUUCUUAAGUUGUGUGAAUUGCGACGAAAAUUUCCAGUGCUUUAUAAAUUAGAGUUCCAAACGGCAACUAGAGUAGAAACAAAUAUGUGUAGACAUGCAUUAAGAAGAAAUAACCAAGAAAAAAAUCAAAAUUCAAAGUGUAUUCCUUACGAUUACAACCGAGUUGUCCUAAAAAAGAAAUCAGCGGUUCCGGAUUCAGAUUAUAUUAAUGCGUCUUAUGUUGAUAGCCUUUUAAAACCAAAUGCUUACAUUGUCUCGCAAGGUCCAGUGGAAGAAACAGUAAAUGCAUUCUGGCAAAUGGUGUGGCAAGAAAAUAUUAGUGCCAUUAUCAUGCUUACUAAAACGUUCGAUUUUGCCAAAGUAAUGUGUGUUCAGUAUUGGCCUCCAAAUAUGGAAAUACAUGAAACUUAUGGUGAUAUACAUAUAAAUAUUGUACAUGAGGAACAGCUUGCCAAUUUUCAUAUUCGAACUUUUCAUUUAUACAAAGUCAACGAACUCAAGGAAAUCAUUAACGAACGUCUUAUACUUCAAUUCCAUUACACAGAGUGGUAUUCUCAUUCAUGCCCUUUUUCAAAUGCACUUUUAGAGUUUAGGCGGCGAGUGCGUUUGGUGGUUGGUAACAUUAUUAAAGGUGACGAUAUUAAAGGACCAAUGCUAGUUCAUUGUAGCGAUGGCGGAGGUCGAUCCGGUGUAUACUUAUCAAUAGAUGCUAAUCUAGAGUUAGCAGAAGAAGAAGAAUGUUUCAACGUGUUUGGUUAUUUAAAAAAGCUUCGUCAAUCGAGGAAGGGUCUUGUCGAAAAUGUUGAACAAUACAAAUUUAUUUAUGAUACACUGGAAGAGCAUGAGAUAUGUGGGAAAACAUGGUUUCCGGUAUCAGAACUAUCUGAUCGACUUAAGGUUAAAGCCCGACGUAAUCCUUUAACAAAGAUGAAUGAAUAUCAAUUGGAAUAUGGUCAAAUUUGUAAACAGACUCCUCGAUUUUCAAUAGGAGAUUGUGCAGGUGGUCAUAGAGCUGACAACAGGGAUAAAAAUCGUGAUGUCCUGUGUGUUCCACCUGAUAAUUUUAGACCGUAUUUAACCUCUUUUCAAGGUAAUGCUUUCACAGACUACAUAAAUUCAGUUUUCGUAGAUGGGUAUACUAAACCAAGGGAGUACAUAGUAACAGAAUGGCCAUUGAAACACACAUUAGGAGAAUUUUGGUCUCUCAUAUACGAUCAUGAAUGUUCGGUUGUAGUAGUUCUGUGCCAACCUCCUCUUAAUUCACAGAAUUUUCCAUCAUUUUGGCCACAUAAAUCAAAAAUGGAAAAAUACGGACCGGUAUUUUCGGUUCAUAAUAUUUCAUCUAAAACAUAUACUAAUAUCAAGCAAUGGGAGUUCAAAAUAAAUAAAAAGAUUGUGUCAUUGACAGAAAUGAUGGCAGGUGUCAAAGCUCCUACAAAAACUGUUCAACUAUUUCAGCUUACAUGUUGGCCUAUGGGACAUAAAGUUCCAAAUUCUACAAAUUCAUUAGUUUAUUUAAUGAAUAUGGUAGAGCUCUGGAGACAAAGAGUUGAUUAUGGUCCAGUUUGCGUUGUUUCUCCGGAUGGUAGAAGCCGUGCUGGAGUAUACUGUGCAGCUAACGCAUGUAUUGAGCAGGUUAUUCAACAUGAAGAAGUUGAUGUAUUCCAAGCAGUAAAAACCGUCCGGCGACACCGACCACAACUUGUGGAAAAUAUGACAGAAUACAAAUAUUGUUAUGAUUUAGUUUUACAUUAUGUCCUUCACUUUCUAAAUAAAACCAAAUAAAUGUAUAGUAUUUCAUAUUUACACUGAUAAGGGAAUUUGAUUAUUGUAUUGUAUAUAUAUGUGCUUAAAUAAACGUUUGAACGAAAAAAUGUA